AUGUCGCAAGAAAUGAAUAUUUUAUGUUGUUCUUCGUGUAGAACGUAUCAGGUGCACAUAGUUAAAAAAGCGAAGAAAUGGCAGUGCAAAAUAUGUAAUUUCAAGCAGAUAUUCAAACAGGUGUAUUUUAAAGGCUCAGGAAAAGAUUGUAGGCUUUAUGUUCAAAAAUUAAAUCUUACAAAAGAGCAUAAACUUGAGGAAAAUGCAUCCUUUCAAGGAUCUAAUGACAUGAGUAAUGCUUGCUUUAAUGAUUAUUCUGAGCAACCAAAGUUAGAAUUAACUGAAAACAAGUGGGCAAAGUAUUUAGACAAACCAGAUGAGAUUAAGUUUAAGAAUUGUGCAAUUUCAAAUAGUCAGGGUACUAGUUAUAAGAGAAGUGAUGAUUCAUUGUACCUUGAUAAUGACAAUGUAUCAUGCUCGGACAAUGAGCAUACAAAUGUGAAUAGUGAUAUUUCUUAUGAAAAUGACUUUAAGCAAGAUUUUGAUUAUGAUACUGAAGAAGAAGACAACAAUGUCACAACAGAGGGAAAGGUAGAUAAUGUAUCCUAUAAUAAUGAUAAUAGCAAGGACAGUGAUUUUCAUAGUAAAAGUGUUAUGGAAACCAAGUUCUCAAAAAACAUUUUUGACGACAAUGAGGAUCUUGAUCUUACUGUUAAUUUUUAA
This is a messenger RNA of Habropoda laboriosa, 663 nucleotides long. Its product is annotated as UPF0544 protein C5orf45. Gene Ontology annotation, molecular function: chromatin binding; zinc ion binding. The record is from RefSeq and is a predicted model, not a curated record. Gene Ontology annotation, biological process: mitotic G2 DNA damage checkpoint signaling; endoplasmic reticulum to Golgi vesicle-mediated transport; intracellular protein transport. Bases 1 to 663 code for a protein of 220 amino acids. The transcript has 3 exons. Gene Ontology annotation, cellular component: nucleus; COPII vesicle coat. Lineage: Eukaryota; Metazoa; Arthropoda; Insecta; Hymenoptera; Apidae.